AUGGCAACCUCAGCACCACCCGAUCUGCGGGUUCUUCUCCACAAACUUAACGCUAUCAAGGAUCCUCAGCUUCUCCUUCAUGCGCUACCAUCUCUCAUCAAUCAUGUCCUACACUGCAAAGAGCCCUUGUCAACGCCUGUAGACGUCAAGGGCAAGAAUGGCGCUUCAGAAGCCGCCGCCAUCAUCCCUAAGCUUAAGCUGAAGAUCAACAGUCUCUUGAUUGGACGAACAACUCGUGAGUCUCGGUUCGUUGCCGUUGCUCUCAUCAAGACCAUGGUGGAUGUUGGUGGGUGGGAAGUUGUGCGAGAAUGCAAGGACUGGGCCAGCGGUCUUAUGGAUGUGGUCGAGAAAAAUGACCCAAUGGCUUCAAAGGAGUUGGCUAUUGUAACUCUUGCCCGCAUCUACAUCUUUGUUGAGCCGUAUCAAACUCUGUCUCGAGAGAUUGCUAAGCCAGGUAUCCCGAGAUUUGUCGAUGCCUGUCUCAAACUCAUCAGCGCACCCAAGUCUGGAGAGAAGCUUCAGACACCUUUGUCUGUUAUCGAGACUAUAUGCGACACCCUCUCAGCUCUGGUCCCGCUCUACCCAGCCACAGUUCGACCUUUCAGCGCCAAGUUCAAAAUCGCCGUCAAGCCAUAUCUCGCUCCUACGCAAUCAGACGAAAUUGUUGUUCCUCAUUCCCUGCAGCGAGCUUCGCGAAAACUCGUCAUCUCGCUUCACCAUGUCGCAGCCAAGUCAGGAGGCAGUGAUGAGUGGGCCAAGCUGAUUGACAUUCUCCUGAAUGACCUGCACUCUACUGCUGAUCAGGUUUUGAGAGCCGUCUCAGAAUCGUGGGAGGGGUCAAAUGGGUAUACUCGAUCGCAUGUUGGUGUUGAUGGCGCAGUAAGCGGGGGAGGCUCAUCUGCAAACGAGCUCCCCUCAUGGUCAGGUCUUGAGGCUGGUGCUGAACGUUUGAUUGGCCUUUUUGGCUAUCUUUCAGACUGUCUGAAAUACCCUACCAAGGCACCUGUCAUAAUACCUACCAGCGCACUCAUCGAUACUGCAUCUCGGCUACUGCUUAUCGCUAGACUUUCACCCAAGUCCCAAACAUGGGAGCAGGCACUUCAGACCAAUGCUGCUAUUUCAAGAGAUGAGAAGGACAACCUCUGGGCAGCACUACCGGAUAUUCACAUCUCUGCUCUGCACCUUAUCAAGGCCUUGUUUCAGCGUCUAGGACAAGAUGCAGUGGCCAUCGCUCCUGAGGCACUUGACCAUCUCGUCCGAGUGUUCAAGUCGGGUAUCAACCUUCCCACCGUCCGAACGACCGGUUACACCGUCCUCAAGGAGAUUUUGACCAUCUCAGGCCCAGCAUUGUCAAAGCCCUCUGUUAGCAGCCUGGACCCUGUCCUUGGUGCUUGCUGUCGUGACCUGCAGCAAGAUGCCGGAUAUCUCAAGGAUAUCGAGAAGCAAGCGGCCUCUGGCACUGACAGCAAGAAGAAUAGCAUUGCUGCCAAUGCUGAUCUCAUGCUCUUCCCUCAGGCUAACGCUGUUGCCGUAAACACGUCGCUAGAGCUGGAUCACAAGACCGCUGCUGCUAGUCUCCUGCCCAUCAUUCUAUCACACCUACCACAGAGACAUAUCAAGGCUGCCUUGCGAGGUCUCGUUGACCAGACAGCUAUUCUCACAAGCAACCGCGAUGCCAUGAUCGCAAGUGUUCUCAACCCCUACAAGGACCAGCGAGGUCGAGUGUAUCCCAGCAUCCUUCCUCACCUUAUUCAACAAUUCCCCAACGAUAAGAGUCUUGAAAUCCUGCGUACCAACAUCCGUGCAGGUGCUCAGAGUUUGGCCGAUGGUGAGGAGCCCCUAGAGGCGCUCCCUGUCGAGGAGGAAGAGGAAGAGGAAGAAGAUGAGGAGAUGAAGGAUGGCGAUGACGAGGAAGAAAUGGUCCCUGAGAAGGGCGACUUGUUCAACCCUGGAACGAUUCCCACAGCUCCACAUGCCGAGAAGAACCUGCCCAUUCAAAGUAACCCCUUUGCUCCCAUUGAAAAGGCCAAUGCUUCGGAGAACCGGAAUGCUUUUGCACGAGCAUCUUCACCGCCCAAGCGAAAGCACGAGGGCUCCGACUCUGCGCCUCCAAAGAGGCAAGUCUUGGAGAAGUCCUCGUCUCCUGAUCGAGUACACCCAGCACCCAUCCAAAGCGCUCCGGUUGUGGCUAAGGAAGUCGAAGAGGAGGAGAGUGAUGAUGACGAUGAUGAGAGUGUCCAUCUGAAUAUGGAACUAGAAGAUGACGAUGAUGAAGAGGAAUAG
Molecule: messenger RNA, 2283 nt
Organism: Fusarium venenatum
Lineage: Eukaryota; Fungi; Ascomycota; Sordariomycetes; Hypocreales; Nectriaceae
Product: rRNA processing/ribosome biogenesis-domain-containing protein
Biological process (GO): rRNA processing
Cellular component (GO): nucleus
Source: RefSeq, a predicted model, not a curated record